Labeo rohita (rohu) is the source of this 1463-nucleotide messenger RNA. RefSeq names its product sperm acrosome associated 4 like (gene spaca4l). The record is from RefSeq and is a predicted model, not a curated record. Gene Ontology annotation, molecular function: transmembrane receptor protein serine/threonine kinase activity. The transcript has 3 exons. Gene Ontology annotation, cellular component: membrane. Lineage: Eukaryota; Metazoa; Chordata; Actinopteri; Cypriniformes; Cyprinidae. Bases 111 to 500 code for a protein of 129 amino acids.
AUGGGUGUGGAUCUAUAAAUCUAGCGGAUCUCGGCGGUCCGCUGCUCACAGCAGUCUGACUAGAGUUUAACGGUCCUCUUCUUGAGCUCGGCUCCCAUACAACAGGAAACAUGAACAAAAUCUUUCUCGGAAUCUUUGCAGUUGCUCUUUAUUUCGCAGUGGGUCAGGCGCUGCAGUGUUAUGAGUGUAAACUGGGUUUUUGGAGUCUUUGCAUUACAACCAAAAAGACAUGUGAAGCUGAUGAGCGCUGCUUCAGCGGAGUAGGGAAAGCUGCUGGAUUAGUGGAUAUAAAGAAAAAAGGAUGUCUUAAAGUGGCCGAAUGCAACAAAACUGAACAGGUGAACUUCCCGUCCAACUCAAGCACGCAGGUGUACCAAAUGACGAAGACGUGCUGUUCUACUGACCUGUGCAACUCGGCUCCGGGUCAUUUUCACAUCUCUGCUGUCGGCAUGGCCUUCACUACCAUCAGCUCUGUGUUUGUAGUCAAAUUCCUCAUUUGAGGAGGAUUAUUUCAGCUCACACACACACACACACACACACACACACAUACAAUAUAUAUACAAAACAUCACUGAGAAAAUGAACAAGCCAAAUGAAUUUGUUGCAAAAUAAUUUAUUGAAUGAAUACUCAAAAUAGGUCACACUGAAAUCUGAAAUGUUUUCAGUAGAUUGCCAGAUUGUGAUAAUCUCAACAUACCAUCAAGUUAAUACUUUUUCUACAUAGAAACACAGCAAGAAUUCUUUCAAUAACAGCAACGAAGACCAUUCUGGCUAUACGGUAGAUGAGCACUUCAUUUAACUAACAUUAAUUAAAACCAGCAAUAUAUGGUAAGGGGACUUAGAUACACUUACACACACACAAACAUAUGUCAGCAUGCAAUCAACCACAUUGUUCUAGCUUUCUUUAGGGCAGGUUGAGAAAUAAUACCCUUGUUAAAAAAACCUUUUAGUUGUUGAUGGCAGUUUGCUGUGUAUUUUUAUUAUUAUUCUAUUUUUCCUGAUGUACAUUUCACUCCUAAUACAUGGUCUCCUAAAUAGACCAGAGGGUUUGGCUGUCAAAACAUGAAUGCAUGAAUGAUGCUUAUGAAAUCAUUUGGUUUAAAUGUUAAGGGUUUUAUCUAUAGCGUUUUACGUGUAUGCCUAUUCAUUUACACAGGACAUUCUUCAUUUGUCAAAGCCAUUUUUGUAAAACGUGUAAAGCUGUCAACAUUAUAUUUUGUUCACUUGUUUGUUUGUUUGAUGAACAUCACAUCCUUUAUUGAAAGAAGUUUAUGUAAAGGGCAAGGCAUGUUUUUCGGAGGUCUUCCAUCAGCAGCAUCCACAGAAUUCAGCACUCACUCAGCUGAGGUGAAGGUGCUGUGCCCUGCAUUGACAAACGACCUGUUUUAGUUGCCAUCAUAAUGUGUGUACAAACUGCAAAUAUAAGAGCAGUGCAGCUGUAAUAAAACUGUUUAACUCCUGUGA